Molecule: messenger RNA, 708 nt
Organism: Lathyrus sativus (Indian pea)
Lineage: Eukaryota; Viridiplantae; Streptophyta; Magnoliopsida; Fabales; Fabaceae
Source: the annotation of a GenBank genome assembly
AUGGAGGGAUUUCACUCCGAUCAGUACUGGUUUUGGAUGAAGAGAAGGCAAAUUCAAGCGCAAACCGAAUCGUGGGAAGAAAAAGCGUUUGCAGAAGAUGCAGCAAGGAGUAUACUGAAUGGAAGCAUAUGGCCACCAAGAUUCUAUUCAUGUAACUUUUGUAAAAGAGAGUUUAGGUCUGCACAAGCCCUUGGUGGUCACAUGAACAUUCAUAGGAGAGAUAGAGCUAGACUCAAGCAAAAUCUUAGCCCUCAAAAGAACAAUGAUUUCAUCAACUCAUCAUCACUAGGUAAUCAUUGUUUUCCUGCAAAAAGAAGAUCUAUUUCGCCUUCUAGAAUGAUCUCAACCUCAACUAUAUCAUCAUCACCUUAUUCUUCUUCAAUUAUUUGGGGACAGAAGAAGAUAGAGUGUAAUAAAGCAAGAGAAGACAGUUUUAAGGAUUGUGUUGAAACAAGUUUGUCUUUGGGAAUGUUUGGACAAAAACCAUCAACUGUUCUUCCAUGUAAGGAAAAAGGUAUCAUCUGUAAAAGAUUGAAGAUUGAUAACACUUCUUAUUUACCUUCUCUUUUCAUCAAACCAUGCUCAAAUGAUCAUCAAAGGCUCUUGACUUUUCAACAACCUUCAGAAAUUGUGCUUGGAGUUAACCAUGGAAUGGAAGAUUUAGAUCUUGAACUUAGGCUAGGGAAACAACAAAAAGUUAUUAACUAG